AUGCCGUGGCGCACCUUCGAAGUGACAUCCGUCGACUCCCUCGUUUAUUGGGAGGAAGAAAGAAUCGAAAAGCCAAACAAUGGGGCCGAAAGAGUUGUGCCAGCGCACUGGAACACGGAACUUCGCGUUCGUGCGCGAUCCUUGGACAAGGCACGUUUCGGGGGAUCGCAACUCAACGCCCUUGUCGGCGCGUGCUUCGUUCCCUGCCUCAUCGACAAUUUGUGGCAUCCUUUCAGUCGACGAGGUUCAUUGCCGAUAUUUGAUGAAGGGUGCUGUUGCACCCUUCCCUUCGGGAACCGAAUCAAGAUGCCGAUCCGAGGGCAACCGCGGGAGAAGAAGGAAUUGAAUGCAGAGGAACGGGCAAUAGUCACGGUCAUCGCCUUCCUUUUUUUCGGUGGUUUCAUCAUGCUUUUGUUUCUGAGGUGUAUCCUGGGAAACGUGCUCAUCUUAAUGGGUAACCUCAGCCUUGCACUCCUGGCCACGAUCGUCCCGGGACAAACCUGGUGCCUGACCCAAGCUCUUGAAUGGCGUCGCCUACGGAAGGUUCGCGACGAGGAUCCUGUCAAGUUGGGAUCGUUUUGGGAGAUCAACGGAGAUUUUGGAGGGUGCCCGGCUGAAAGUGAAAAGCACGAGAUGAAAUCUGAACCAACGACCAGGAUCGGCUCAGACGAUCCCUUCCCAGUCGAUCUCAAGCCCGGAGACACGUUCGACCUCGGGUUUGGGCCGUUCGAAGAUUUCUGCUUAUUUCGGGGCGGGCGUGCAAAAGCCGCUGCAACGCCCAUCAACGCCAAUCCGGUGUAG
Molecule: messenger RNA, 801 nt
Organism: Micromonas commoda
Lineage: Eukaryota; Viridiplantae; Chlorophyta; Mamiellophyceae; Mamiellales; Mamiellaceae
Exons: 1
Coding region: 1-801 (266 amino acids)
Source: RefSeq, a predicted model, not a curated record